This is a messenger RNA of Botrytis fragariae, 435 nucleotides long. RefSeq lists its product as uncharacterized. Lineage: Eukaryota; Fungi; Ascomycota; Leotiomycetes; Helotiales; Sclerotiniaceae. The record is from RefSeq and is a predicted model, not a curated record. Bases 1 to 435 code for a protein of 144 amino acids. The transcript has 3 exons.
AUGCAUUUCCAAUCCUUCUGUUUUGCAUCAGCCACGCUGGCCAUCGCCAUCAUGGCAGCCCCGAUCGUUGAACCCAGCUCACUUGCCGCAAGUCAAGCCAGUGUUCCUCGAGGCUUCUUUAAUAACAAUGAUGCGGGAUCAGAGGUGAAGAGAGGAUUCUUCAAUGACAACGACGCAGGAUCUAGUCAGAAGCGGGGAUUUUUCAACAAUAACGACGUAUCAGGUUCCUUGAAAGAGAAGAGAGGAUUCUUCAACAACAAUGAUGUAGGGUUAAAUGUGAAACGAGGAUUUUUCAACAAUGCAGAUGCAUCAGAUUCCCCAAAGGCCAAGAGAGGGUUCUUCAACAACAAGGAUUCAACAGCGGAAGUUUCAGAACGUGAUGAGGAGGUUAAUGAUGAUGGGUAUUAUUACACAUAUACAGAUAGCAACAAGUAA